Emiliania huxleyi CCMP1516 is the source of this 477-nucleotide messenger RNA. RefSeq lists its product as hypothetical. NCBI's taxonomy places the organism in Eukaryota, Haptophyta, Isochrysidales, Noelaerhabdaceae. Bases 1 to 477 code for a protein of 158 amino acids. The record is from RefSeq and is a predicted model, not a curated record. Gene Ontology annotation, molecular function: GTPase activity. The transcript is spliced from 3 exons.
AUGGUCCGCUGCGCGACGCUCGUCAUCGGCCCGGCCGGCGCCGGCAAGUCGACAUACUGCAACCUCAUGCGCACGCACUGCGAGGCGCAGCGGCGGCGCGUCCACGUCGUCAACCUCGACCCAGCAGCGGAGCACUUUCGGUACCCGGUCGCGGCCGACAUCCGCGACCUCGUGCCGCUCGAGGACGUGAUGAGCGAGCUGCGGCUGGGCCCGAACGGCGGGCUCAUCUACGCGAUGGAGUACCUCGUCGACAACAUUGACUGGCUCGAGUCGGAACUCGACGACCUCGGCGGCGACGAGUACGUCCUGUUUGACUGCCCGGGCCAGGUCGAGCUCUACUCGCACGUGCCCGCGAUGAGCCGCGUCGUCUCCGAGCUGCAGCGCAUGGGCUUUCGGCUCGCCUCGGUCUACCUGAUCGACUCGACCUUCCUGCAGGACGCGACCCGAUCCUGUCGAUUCAGAACUGACACGCCGUGA